Bombus impatiens (common eastern bumble bee) is the source of this 438-nucleotide messenger RNA. RefSeq lists its product as uncharacterized. The transcript is spliced from 2 exons. Bases 1 to 438 code for a protein of 145 amino acids. Lineage: Eukaryota; Metazoa; Arthropoda; Insecta; Hymenoptera; Apidae. The record is from RefSeq and is a predicted model, not a curated record. Gene Ontology annotation, molecular function: zinc ion binding; nucleic acid binding.
AUGCGGCGGUAUACCAGGCCGUCGUCGCUUGCCGCGUUUAGAGACGGCUGGUCCCGUUUCCCAGAUUCCAGGUGCAUGGAGAAUCCCGGCAGACCUUUACAGUGUUACAAGUGCCUGGAGAUUGGACACGUAAGCAAGACUUGCACCUCCAAGGAGGACAAGGGGCACCUAUGCUACAGAUGUGGAAAACCAGGGCACCAAGCGAAAGCAUGCACUGCCGGGAGCCUGCUCUGCGAGGCACUUGAAGCACCAUCUGUGCACAGGAUGGGUGGACCAGCCUGCCCCCGCCCUCCGAAGAAAGGAACAAAAGGAGCCACUCGCGGAUCCACAGCUGCAAGCGACAACGAGAAAGGCUCCCCGUCGCAAGGAGAGCCUACGCCUGUGAACAAAGAAGCUGGCACGGAGGAAGCCAUAGAAGUGACGACACUAAGGGACUGA